AUGGCGGACGUAGACGGUCACAAAAUAAUAUAUUGUGAGUCUGAUGGAACAUUUAAAAGAAUCAGUGGACAUAAGUUAUCAGGCGCGAACCUUAUUUUAAAGUAUCAAUUCAGUAACCCAAUUAUAGCAUGUGCAGUAGAGUGUUUCCAGACCGAAUGUUUAUCUAUCAACUACCACAGUGAGACUAAGGAGUGUCAGCUUUGUAAAGAUUCCCCCUACACCAACCCGGUGUUAGUACAGGAGGCACAAUACUGGGAAAUCUACUACCUACAGAAAGAAAAUGACUGGGAGCUGGUCUUCAGAGCUCAGGCCUACAACAACAUCAGUCCUUAUAAUGCCUGGAUGGGGACGUUGUCUCUACCAACAUUAGUGGAAGAGGGCUGCCUGCUAUUGAUGAAUACAUCCACGUGCACAACCAUAUAUAGAAACGAUAUUCUGAACACAUGGGAUUCGGAGAGUAUUUCUGAGGUUAAGCUAGAACUCUACAAAGCCGGUGUCAGAGUGGUAAACAUCCGAUUUAAUGGUACAAGGUCAACGUAUACCGACUGGUUUGGGAUCAACAGAUUGAUAGACAGUGGCUGGGAGACCUUGUCUCAAAGUCGACACUUCCCUAACUUCUCAGUGCGUGGACCAUGUCAGCGGUCCUUUUACAUCAAUCAGUACUUCAGAGGCUGCCGUUAUGACAAAGGAUUGAUAUUAGUGAAUGAUCUUAACUAUAACCCUUGUCCAUGCACAUAUGACACAACGUCCAACAGACCUGAAUUCAUGUAUGCUCCUGGAGAGGAUGUCACACAAUGGGAAGAUUACAAUUAUGGCCAAGCGGAUGUGUUAGCAGUGUUCAUCAAACGAUGA
Ylistrum balloti is the source of this 852-nucleotide messenger RNA. RefSeq lists its product as uncharacterized. The record is from RefSeq and is a predicted model, not a curated record. The coding region runs from base 1 to 852 and encodes 283 amino acids. The transcript is spliced from 6 exons. NCBI's taxonomy places the organism in Eukaryota, Metazoa, Mollusca, Bivalvia, Pectinida, Pectinidae.